AUGGGAAGAUGCCUGAUGCUCAUUUUAUUGCCUUCAGUUGUAAUACUCAUCACAGCUGACCGUGUGAAUGUGAGGUUGGUUGGUGGUCACAGUCGCUGUGCUGGUAGAGUGGAGGUUCAUCAUAGAGGUCAGUGGGGAACAGUGUGUGAUGAUGACUGGGAUUUGGCUGAUGCUGCAGUGGUGUGUAGAGAACUGGACUGUGGAGAACCUGUAGAUGCUGUUUCUAAUGCACAUUUUGGACCAGGAUCAGGACCAGUCUGGACAAGUCAUGUCAAAUGUUUUGGUUCAGAAUCCACUCUGAAGAACUGUACGUCAGCAGGAUGGGGUAAAGGUUACUGUGACAAAACUAGAGAUGCUGGUGUCAUCUGCUCAGGUAAAAUGCUGGUUGGAGGUUCUCGCUGCUCUGGGAGGUUAGAGAUACUUCAUGAUCAGACGUGGAUGUCAGUGUGUGACGCUGCCUUUGACCAGCAGGAUGCAGAGGUUGUGUGUAGAGAGCUGGACUGUGGGGCUCCUGUACAGGUGCUGGGAGCAGCUGAUUUUGACAAAGGAGACACUCAGAUGUGGACACAAGAGAUUCAGUGUAGAGGAAAUGAGUCUCAGAUUCACAUGUGUCCAACAUCUUCUUUCAGAUUUACAGCCAAAUGCAACUGUUCUCACAAAAACAAUGUUAGACUUUUUGUACUGGUAUACAGAAAAAAUGUAAGGUUAGUUGGUGGACACAGUCUCUGCAGUGGGACAGUGGAGGUUCUUCAUAGAGGUCAGUGGGGAGCAGUGUGUGAUUUUGGCUGGGAUUUGGUUGAUGCUGCAGUGGUGUGUAGAGAACUGGACUGUGGAAAACCUAUAGAUGUUCUGAGUGGUGCUCAAUUUGGACCUGGAUCAAGACCAAUCCUGAUAAAUAAUGCAAUGUGUACUGGAUCUGAGUCCACACUGAAAAAGUGUGGAUCAAUCACAUGCCGUUUAAAUGGUGUGUGUCAUGGUAAGAGUGCUGGAGUCAUCUGUUCAGAUGUCAGGCUGGUUGGAGGUUCUCGCUGCUCUGGGAGGUUAGAGAUGCUUCAUAAUCAGACGUGGAUGUCAGUGUGUGACGCUGCCUUUGACCAGCAGGAUGCAGAGGUUGUGUGUAGAGAGCUGGACUGUGGGGCUCCUGUACAGGUGCUGGGAGCAGCUGCUUUUGGCAAAAAAGACAUUCAGAUGUGGACACAAGAGAUUCAGUGCAGAGGAAAUGAAUCUCAGAUUCACCUCUGUCCAACACCAUCACCUGAAAACAACUGUUCUCAUAACAACAGUGUUGAACUGGUGUGUGCAGACGGUGUGAAUGUGAGAUUGGUUGGUGGUCACAGUCGCUGUGCUGGUAGAGUGGAGGUUCAUCAUAGAGGUCAGUGGGGAACAGUGUGUGAUGCUGGGUGGGAUUUGUCUGAUGCUGCAGUGGUGUGUAGAGAACUGGACUGUGGAGAACCUCUUGAUGCUCUGGGUGAUGCUCAUUUUGGACCAGGAACAGGACCAAUCUUGAUGAAAUAUGCAUAUUGUAUUGGAUCAGAAUCUACACUGAAGAACUGUGGAUCAGCAGAUUCAGUUCUUUAUGACUGUAAUCAUGAUAAAGAUGCUGGUGUCAUCUGCUCAGAUGUCAGGCUGGUUGGAGGUUCUCGCUGCUCUGGGAGGUUAGAGAUACUUCAUAAUCAGACGUGGAUGUCAGUGUGUGAUGCUGCCUUUGACCAGCAGGAUGCAGAGGUUGUGUGUAGAGAGCUGGACUGUGGGGCUCCUGUACAGGUGCUGGGAGCAGCUGCUUUUGACAAAAGAGACACUCAGAUGUGGACACAAGAGAUUCAGUGCAGAGGAAAUGAAUCUCAGAUUCACUUCUGUCCAAUAUCUUCACAGAAGCAAAACUGCUCUCAUCAUGAUGAUGAUCAACAGGGGCUUUUGUGUGCUGGUAAGAAUGUCAUGAAUGUGAGGUUGGUUGGUGGUAAAAGUCGCUGUGCUGGUAGAGUGGAGGUUCUUCAUAGAGGUCAGUGGGGAACAGUGUGUGAUGAUUACUGGGAUUUGGCUGAUGCUGCAGUGGUGUGUAGAGAACUGGACUGUGGAGAACCUGUAGAUGCUCUUGGUGAUGCUCAUUUUGGACAAGGAUCAGGACCAAUCUGGAUGAGUGUUCUGUUAUGUACAGGAACAGAGUCUACACUGAAGAGCUGUGGAUCAGUAGGGUUUAAUAAACCUGUCUGUACUCAUACUAAGGAUGCUGGUGUCAUCUGCUCAGGUUAUAAACACUCCAGACUUGCUGCUGGAUCUCAUCUGUGCUCUGGGAGGUUAGAGAUACUUCAUGAUCAGACGUGGAUGUCAGUGUGUGACACUGCCUUUGACCAGCAGGAUGCAGAGGUUGUGUGUAGAGAGCUGGACUGUGGGGCUCCUGUACAGGUGCUGGGAGCAGCUGAUUUUGACAAAGGAGACAUUCAGAUGUGGACACAAGACAUUCAAUGUAGAGGAAAUGAAUCUCAUAUUUCAUUCUGUUCAGUAUCGUCAUACAAUCACAGCUGCACCAGUGACAGUAAUGUGGGCAUGAUAUGUUCAGGAUACACAAAGGCUAAACUGACAAACAGUUCAGACUCUUGUUCUGGAAGAGUGGAACUGCGGUUGCUCAAUAAGUGGGGCACAGUGUGUGAUGCAUGCUGGGAUAUGAGAGCUGCCAGUGUCCUCUGUAGACAGCUGAAUUGUGGGAUUGCUGUGUCUGUUGUGGGAUCAGACUGGUUUGGAAAAGGAAGUGGUGAAAUCUGGGCUGAUGUGUUUGAUUGUGACGGGAAUGAAACAAAACUCUCAGAAUGUUCCAUCUCUUCAUGGAGUCGAGCUCAAUGUUCACAUAGACGAGAUGUUGGAGUCAUCUGCUCUGAUUCCUCUCUGGCUCUUCAUGAUGGUCUGGUGCGGUUGUCUGGAGAGAGACAGUGUGAGGGGGAGGUGGAAGUUUUCAUCCAUCAGGUCUGGAGGAGAGUUCUGCUGGACUCCUGGAGUCUCACUGAAUCCUCUGUGGUCUGCAGACAGCUGGGCUGUGGCUCUGUGCUGAACUUCUACGGCUCCUCUUCAUCCAGUCCUGAACACAGUCAUGAGUGUGUGACGGGCUUCCAGUGCUCUGGGAGUGAAGCUCAUCUGGGGAACUGCAGCUCUCCACAAACUCUCAACUGCAGCUCCACACAACAGCUGUCAAUCACCUGCCUUGGUGAGAACAACAACAUCUGGGCAGAUUCUUCAGUUGUUCGUCGUGGGUCCAUCAGGCUGGUGGGUUCUGGGGGAGACUGUGCAGGGAGGCUGGAGGUUUUUCACAGCGGCUCAUGGGGGACAGUGUGUGAUGACUCCUGGGAUAUUAAAGAUGCCCAUGUGGUGUGCAGACAGCUGCAGUGUGGAGUGGCCCUCAGUAACCAGCAGGUACCAGCCUGGUUUGGUCCUGGUUCUGGACCCAUAUGGCUGGAUGAGGUGGAGUGUGAGGGGAAUGAGACGUCCCUGUGGAGCUGCUCUUCUCCAGGCUGGGGAAAACAUGACUGUAAACACAAGGAGGAUGUAGGAGUUGUGUGCUCAGAGUUUAAAGAGAUCAGGUUAACUGAGGGCUGUGAAGGGAAUGUGGAGGUUUUCUACAAUGGAUCCUGGGGAAAUUUAUGUUACAACAAGAUGGACAGAGACACAGUGAGUCUGAUCUGUCAAGAGCUGAACUGUGGAAGAUCUGGCAGUGAACCCAAAAAUUCAGUGGGACUGAAGCCUCAUAAUUGGCUGGAUUUUUUAAAAUGUCGACGACAUGACUCCACUUUAUGGCAGUGUCCAUCUUCACCCUGGGGACAGAAUAACUGUAAUAAUGAGGUGGCCAAGAUCACCUGCUCAGAUCAUGUUCCUCUCAGACUGAGUGGAGGGGAGGGCCGGUGCUCUGGGAGGCUGGAGGUGUAUCAUAACACUGUAUGGGGAUCAGUCUGUGAUGAUCAGUGGGACAUCAGCGAUGCUCAGGUGGUCUGCAGGCAGCUGGGUUGUGGAGCAGCACUGAGGGCUGAUGGGAAUUCAGCCUUUGGUGCUGGUGAAGGUGUUGUGUGGAUGAACAAAGUCGAGUGCAGAGGGAAUGAGAUUCACCUGUGGGACUGUCCUCUCUCCCUGAAAAACCACACUGACUGCUCCCACAAAGAGCACGCUGGACUCACCUGUGCAGGUCACAAUUUGUCAGUGUCCACUACUCCUGCCACAGCAACAUCAGCUUCUCCUCCAGUUUCUCCUCCAGUGCGCUCAACAUCAGUCUCUCCUCCACAAACUCCUCCAGCAGCGCCUCUCUCCGUCCCCCCAGUGCUUGUGAUUGUACUGGUAGUUGUGCUCUUACUGCUCUUAGUGCCACUGCUUAUAUUGAUUCAGCAGAACAGAGUGAUGAGGAGAGGUAGGAGAGAUCCAGAGACUGUCAUAUUGUGUCUUAUUCAGUGUGUGAUCAGUCAUCUCUCGCUGACUGGUACACAGGACUUCACAGGACUCGGUCUCAGACUGAGCCAGUUUAUGAGGAAAUUUAUAACAGGGAGUCUCAUCUCUGAAGAUGCUGCUGAGCUUCUCACAGAAGAUAGGGUGAAUGAGAUCACACCAGCAAUAUAUGAGGAUAUCUUCACUGGUGGACUAAUACCAGACUGUGAGACAGAUCACACACCAGAGGGAUAUUAUGAUGUCAUUGCCAGUGGACAAAACUAUGGUACUGAAAAAGUGUGUGUAGUGGACACAACAGAGGAUUAUGAUGAUGUCAUCAUUAAUGGACAGUGCUCUCACAGUGUAACAGGGGGAGAUCAGGAGGAGUAUGAUGAUGCAUGGAGUAUCAAUGAAGAUGUGAGAAACCUGUUAGUGAACACACCAGAGCAUUAUGAUGAUGUCGUCAUUAAUAGACAGGACUCUCAAGGUGUAAAAGAGGAGAAUCAGGAGGAGUAUGAUGAUGUAAAAAAAACAGCAAUGAAGAUGGGAGAAACCUACUGGAAGGAGAUGAUGGGGAGAUGUCUGAUGCUGAUGUUUCUGCUAAAACUCAUCAACGCUGACAGUGUGAAUGUGAGGUUGGUUGGUGGUCACAGUCACUGUGCUGGUACAGUGGAGGUUCUUCAUAGAGGUCAGUGGGGAACAGUGUGUGAUGAUGGCUGGGAUUUGGCUGAUGCUGCAGUGGUGUGUAGAGAACUGGACUGUGGAGAACCUGUAGAUGCUCUGGGUGUUGUUCACUUUGAACCAGGAUCAGGACCAAAGUCAGGCUGGUUGGAGGUUCUCGCUGCUCUGGGAGACCAUGUGAAUGUGAGACUGGUAAAUGGUAGCAGUCGCUGUGCUGGUAGAGUGGAGGUUCAUCAUAGAGGUCAGUGGGGAACAGUGUGUGGUGAUUUCUGGGAUUUGGCUGAUGCUGCAGUGGUGUGUAGAGAACUGGACUGUGGAGAACCUGUAGAUGCUCUGAGUGGUGCUCAUUUUGGAAAUGGAUCAGGACCAAUCUGGAUGGGUACUGUCAUGUGUACUGGAUCAGAGUCCACACUGAAGAACUGUGGGUCAUUAGGAUUUGAUAGACAAAGCUGUGAUCCUGGUGGAGAUGCAGGAGUCAUCUGCUCAGGUGUCAGGCUGGUUGGAGGUUCUCGCUGCUCUGGGAGGUUAGAGAUACUUCAUAAUCAGACGUGGAUGUCAGUGUGUGACGCUGCCUUUGACCAGCAGGAUGCAGAGGUUGUGUGUAGAGAGCUGGACUGUGGGGCUCCUGUACAGGUGCUGGGAGCAGCUGCUUUUGGCAAAGGAGACACUCAGAUGUGGACACAAGAGAUUCAGUGCAGAGGAAAUGAAUCUCAGAUUCAUUUCUGUCCAACAUCACCAUCACAUGAAAACAACUGUUCUCAUGACAAUGGUGUUGGACUGAUGUGUGCAGACAGUGUGAAUGUGAGACUGGUAAAUGGUAGCAGUCGCUGUGCUGGUAGAGUGGAGGUUCAUCAUAGAGGUCAGUGGGGAACAGUGUGUGGUGAUUUCUGGGAUUUGGCUGAUGCUGCAGUGGUGUGUAGAGAACUGGACUGUGGAGAACCUGUAGAUGCUCUGGGUGGUGCUCAUUUUGGACCAGGAUCAGGACCAAUCUGGAUGAAUUUUGCCUUGUGUACUGGAUCAGAGUCCACACUGAAGAACUGUGGGUCAGGAUGGGGUAGACAAGACUGUGGUCCUAGUGGAGAUGCUGGAGUCAUCUGCUCAGGUGUCAGGCUGGUUGGAGGUUCUCGCUGCUCUGGGAGGUUAGAGAUACUUCAUGAUCAGACGUGGAUGUCAGUGUGUGACGCUGCCUUUGACCAGCAGGAUGCAGAGGUUGUGUGUAGAGAGCUGGACUGUGGGGCUCCUGUACAGGUGCUGGGAGCAGCUGCUUUUGGCAAAGGAGACACUCAGAUGUGGACACAAGAGAUUCAGUGCAGAGGAAAUGAAUCUCAGAUUCACCUCUGUCCAACAUCACCAUCACAUAAAAACAACUGUUCACAUGACAGUGAUGUUGGACUUCGCUGUGCUGGUUACACUGAUCUCAGACUGGUAAAUGGUUCAGACUCUUGUUCUGGAAGAGUGGAGCUUCAGUUCCUCAGUAAAUGGGGCACAGUGUGUGAUGCAUGCUGGGAUAUGAGAGCUGCCAGUGUCCUCUGUAGACAGCUGAAUUGUGGGAUUGCUGUGUCUGUUGUGGGAUCAGACUGGUUUGGAGAGGGAAGUGGUGAAAUCUGGGCUGAUGUGUUUGAUUGUGACGGGAAUGAAACAAAACUCUCAGAAUGUUCCAUCUCUUCAUGGAGUCGAGCUGAAUGUUCUCAUAGACGAGAUGUUGGAGUCAUCUGCUCUAAUUCCUCUCUGGCUCUUCAUGAUGGUCUGGUGCGGUUGUCUGGAGAGAGACAGUGUGAGGGGGAGGUGGAAGUUUUCAUCCAUCAGGUCUGGAGGAGAGUUCUGCUGGACUCCUGGAGUCUCACUGAAUCCUCUGUGGUCUGCAGACAGCUGGGCUGUGGCUCUGUGCUGAACUUCUACGGCUCCUCUUCAUCCAGUCCUGAACACAGUCAUGAGUGUGUGACGGGCUUCCAGUGCUCUGGGAGUGAAGCUCAUCUGGGGAACUGCAGCUCUCCACAAACUCUCAACUGCAGCUCCACACAACAGCUGUCAAUCACCUGCCUUGGUCGUGGGUCCAUCAGGCUGGUGGGUUCUGGGGGAGACUGUGCAGGGAGGCUGGAGGUUUUUCACAGCGGCUCAUGGGGGACAGUGUGUGAUGACUCCUGGGAUAUUAAAGAUGCCCAUGUGGUGUGCAGACAGCUGCAGUGUGGAGUGGCCCUCAGUAACCAGCAGGUACCAGCCUGGUUUGGUCCUGGUUCUGGACCCAUAUGGCUGGAUGAGGUGGAGUGUGAGGGGAAUGAGACGUCCCUGUGGAGCUGCUCUUCUCCAGGCUGGGGAAAACAUGACUGUCAACACAAGGAGGAUGUAGGAGUUGUGUGCUCAGAGUUUAAAGAGAUCAGGUUAACUGAGGGCUGUGAAGGGAAUGUGGAGGUUUUCUACAAUGGAUCCUGGGGUAAUGUGUGCUGGAACCAGAUGGACAGAGACACAGCGAGUCUGAUCUGUCAAGAGCUGAACUGUGGAAGAUCUGGCAGUGAACCCAGUAAAUUCAGAGGGACUGAGUCUCAUAAUUGGCUGGAUUAUUUUAAGUGUCGACGACAUGAUUCCACUUUAUGGCAGUGUCCAUCUUCACCCUGGGGACAGAAUGACUGUGAUAAUGAAGUGGCCAAAAUCAUAACUGAUGGUGACAGGUGCCAAGAUCACCUGCUCAGAGACAGUGUUCAAAAAAGGAGGAGCAAUGUGUCUCCUCGGAGUCAUCUCACAUGUUCUACUUCACCAUCUCAUUACCUGAGACAGUGUUCAAAUCAUGUUCCUCUCAGACUGAGUGGAGGGGAGGGCCGGUGCUCUGGGAGGCUGGAGGUGUAUCAUAACGCUGUGUGGGGCUCAGUCUGUGAUGAUCAGUGGGACAUCAGUGAUGCUCAGGUGGUCUGCAGGCAGCUGGGUUGUGGAGCAGCACUGAGGGCUGAUGGGAAUUCAACCUUUGGUGCUGGUGAAGGUGUUGUGUGGAUGAACAAAGUCGAGUGCAGAGGGAAUGAGAUUCACCUGUGGGACUGUCCUCUCUCCCUGAAAAACCACACUGACUGCUCCCACAAAAAGCACGCUGGACUCACCUGUGCAGAUUUGUCAGUGUCCACUACUCCUGACACAACAACAUCAGUUUCUCCUCCAGUGCUCUCAACAUCAGUUACUCUUUCACAAACUACUCCAGCAGGAUUUCCCUCUGUCCCCUCAGUGCUUGUGAUUGUACUGGUAGUUGUGCUCUUACUGCUCUUAGUGCCACUGCUUAUACUGAUUCAGCAGAACAGAGUGAUGAGGAGAGCUCUCUCUAAGAGGAGACACAGGAGGACGACUGAGGCCGUUUAUGAGGAGAUUCAGCACAGACACAAUCACUUCACUCAGAGGGGUGAGACAUGA
Messenger RNA from Labeo rohita (rohu), 8469 nucleotides. Its product is annotated as deleted in malignant brain tumors 1 protein-like. The record is from RefSeq and is a predicted model, not a curated record. Gene Ontology annotation, cellular component: membrane. Lineage: Eukaryota; Metazoa; Chordata; Actinopteri; Cypriniformes; Cyprinidae.